CACGGAGGAUUUGUUUGUUUAAUGUUUAACUGUGGGUAUUUUUGUUGUUGUAGAUGGAGACAAAGAUGUGGAGGAAGAUGGAAAUAGAAAUACACAGAUCGAUGAGAGUGCUCAGAAGACACUGGAGCAGUCUCAGCAAACAACGCCAGAUGUCCAGCAACGUUACCUCGUAGAAACAAUAACAAUGACCACAGUAACAGAGCGCCGCAUAGUCCGCGAGAUCAGCGAAGACAAAGGUCUGACCCCGGCACCAACCAACAACACCAGCCCAUCAUCCUCUCCAGCCUCCCAGGAAGAUCAAACAGACAAGCCACCCAUAACUAAUCCACCCUCAGUACCAAACGGCUCUGCAGAAGCUACCUCCAAUCCCGAGGCUCCAGAAGACGACAAACCUGAAAAUUCCCCAGCCAAAGAAGAAAACCCCCCUGACUCAGAACUAAUGCCAUUCAAACUCAGCAGCUCAUCCCUAGUAACCAACAGCAUGAAACCUAACUCAGCCGUGCGGCAGCUGUUCCCAAACCCAAAGUUCAUCUCACCUCCUCCCGCGCUCUCCAAAGGGAUGUCUCUCUCCAACGACGAGACUGACAGCGACUCUGAAGCUCAGAGGUACCUGGUGACCACCGAGAGUCUCCGACUGUUUGACUCAGUAAAGCGCGCCAAGAUGGCCGGGUCCCGGAGCGAUUCUUCAGAGAGCGACUCCUCGACCAUAAAACGGACCAUUGAACGAAAUGCUCUCCGGAGGUCGCUGGUCUGCAAGUACGACACCCUGACCAGGAAGAAGAACCUCAUGAGCAAGGACGUGAGUCUGGAGGAGCGAAUCCGGCAGCUUACUUGCGUAGAUCCCGAAGAAGACACCACCUGCGACAGUAAUUCAGACUCUUUUUCGGCAGAACAGAACCAUCUCGCGAUUCAGGGCCAGGAUUUGCAGGAUCUUCCGGCCCGGACGUCUCCUAAUGGCGAGGAGAGACCCCUAGGCAAGGCUAGAGACUGCCCAGAGCACUCUCCGUCUCCCCCUUUGCACCAUCAUCAUCACCACCAUCACUAUCAUCAUCAUCAUCACAACCCUUCGACUUAUAAGAAGAUCACCGACCUGUUUGGUCAGAAGAAAAUUGACAACAUGCCUGACCUGGGCCUUGGAGACCGCUCCAGUCCCAAGACCUCAACCUCUAAAUUGAACAGCGACCGGAAGCAGUUCCUGGCUAGCUUAGCUCCGCUGUCUUGCGUUGCUAACACCGGAAUUGACGGGAAUGAUUACUACCAGCUGUCUUCAAAGAUUUCCAGGGAUUCUGUUGGCUACGCCUCGGAUUCUUCUUACAGUUUGGAAGACAUCGAAGCCGCGCUAAGAGGUGAUGAACGGAAUGGAAAGACUCCUGGACCACCUGAUGUCACUAGAGGAACUCCAACUGGAGUUGGUCCAGAUGCUUCCGAUGCUACUACUGAUGAAUUACUGGCUUUUGUGGAGCAGGACAAGUCCAGGACUGAAAGGCUCAAGCGCAGGUAUGACACUGAGGACAAAGAGGAGAAAAAUGUAGUUGAUGAGGAUGAUGAUGAGCUGAAUGAUUAUGGGUUCAAUAGGAGGCCCGCUGUUCGUGGGAUUAAGCCUCAGUUUGAGUCUAGUGAGAUUGUGAGGCAGUUGAGGUACAGAACUAUUCCUGCUUCUGUUGAUAAGAGGCAGGCUUCUUGGCCGUAUUAUGAUACUGAUAAUCAUCAUCUGGAGAAGAGGGUCACGUUUACCUCGACUGCUGCCGCUGCUGCAGUUGGGGUGGGAAUUGGUGUUGGGGUUAAUGUUGAACCGGAUGAAAUUAGUCUGGCGAGUUCUAGAGACUCGACGAUUAAUCGGAUUAAUACUAUGCAGAGACAAAUUGAUGAUAUUUAUCAGACCAUUGCGGAAAGCGCGCUCAGUAUUCAGGGUACUUUGGACAGGGGCUCGUAUUUGGAAAGCACGCUUCCGAGGGGAGUUUCUUCGAGGAUUCCUGGUGUUCCUCCGCCACCUUUGCCGCCUGGGGAUUGCCAUCGGUAUCAGGAUGCUAAGACGGGAGGAGCCGGACAUUUCCAAGAGAACCCAAGAAUGCGUAUGUCCAACGACAUGCCAAUGUACAGCACCCUGAGCAAACCACGUCGAGCGGUAGCAAUCUCCAACUACCCUUGCGGAGUAGUUCCAAUCGAGAGCAGUACCAAGUGCUACCGAACGAUGUACUUGGUGCCGUACAACGGCUUAUCAGACCCUACGUACCAGAACAUCCAGCGGAUUCUGCCUCCUCACUCCUCAGCGAGCUACGCGGACCACAUCGAGCGGUACCCGUACCCUCGGAACGUAGAAGGCGACGGAAACCAAGUGCCUCGCUACUACCCCCGAGCUGGAACAGCAGGCUCCAGCAGCGGACCUGGAGGAUCCUCAGGACACGUCACCCCGGCGAUAGUUCCGCCCCCGCCUCUACACCUGCGCCUGCAACCAGAGGACAUGGGGUUCAACCCGGGGCCAGGCGUGGGCAUGCAGACGAUCCUCCAGCACCAGCACAUUUCCCAGCUGGCCACCUACAACGUCCAGUCGGUUCCAGCCUACACGGUGAUGGCCCCGUCCAGGCCAGGGUACCCCUACCCCGUCCAUCCCCGAGGAAGCGUCGAGGGGACCAUCCAAGGCCAGCUUCAGUCUCAGUCUCAGUCUCAAUCCCAGACCGGCUCGCUGCCCCCGACGAUGACCACCAACACAGUGGCCAGCGGCUUCAAUGGAAAUCAUCACCUGGCUUGCACUUCCUCGUCUUCUUCGACUUCCUCGGCCUUGUCUUCGCCCACCAAGACUCCAGCUGGUAGCAACUUGUGCUCCACUGCGGAGAGGGGAGUUCCCGAAGGCGCUGCCAGUGCUCCGGCUCAUGAUUUUGUCUCCCAGGCCAACAACGUCACGUAUGGUCAUAACGUGCCUCCGCCUAACACUCAAAAUUCUGUCUACUAUGCUAUGAACUUGUGUAGAAUACUCGGACACCAAACUUGA
This is a messenger RNA of Cotesia congregata, 2989 nucleotides long. Lineage: Eukaryota; Metazoa; Arthropoda; Insecta; Hymenoptera; Braconidae. The record is from the annotation of a GenBank genome assembly.